AGAAAAACCUUAACCUAAAACCCGCCUCUUUCCUUCUCCUCCUCUUCCACUUUCAGACUCCCAGUCUUCUUCUUUACACAGAAAAACCCUAGCUCUAUUUUCUCCAAGUAAAGCAGGGAGAUGGGGGCCAAAGCGAAAAAGGCGAUGAAAAAGCAAUUGAGCAAAGCCUCUGCUCAAUUAUCAGCUUCUUCUCACAAAAAUAAAGAAGCUGCUGCUUCUGCUGCUCCUGCUACUGCAAUUGUCCCUGCUUCUACCGCUGCUGAUUUCUUGCCAUUAGAAGGCGGUCCAGCGCGGAAACUCCCCCAAGAAAAACCCACGGAGGAUGUUGCUACUGUUUUAUACAUUGGUCGGAUACCUCAUGGCUUCUAUGAGAAAGAAAUGGAAGGAUUUUUUGGGCAAUUUGGUUUGAUUAAGAGAUUAAGAAUUGCGCGUAACAAAAAGACAGGGAAAUCAAAGCAUUUUGGCUUCAUUGAGUUUGAAGACCCUCAGGUAGCGAAAGUUGUAGCUGACACUAUGCAUAACUAUUUGUUGUUCGAACACGUGUUGCAAGUCCAUCUUAUUCCUCCGCAGAAAGUUCACCCAAAAUUAUGGAAAGGUUUCAACUACCGAGUCAGACCCGUGAACUGGGUUCAAAUUGAGCGGAAGAGACAAGACAAGGAAAGAACAGUGGAAGAGCACAAGAAGUUAAUGGGGAAGAUUGUGAAGAGAGAUCUGAAGCGUCAAAAGAAAAUUGAGGCUGCUGGUAUUGAUUAUAAAUGCCCAGAAAUUGUGGGUAGUAGUGAGGAGCCUGCUCCAAAGAAAAGGAAGACCGACCGAAAGAAGGUUGUUUCUAAAUGAUGAAGCACACGCUCUCGUCUUGGUCCCACCCCUAAAACCGGGAAAGAGACAGUUUUGGAUAUCAGAAUUGGUCUUGGGUUUUGAAUCUUAUUUGUAAGAUUUUACAAAUAUAACGUAGUUUUUCUCAUGACCUUUUCAUCACUCUUCAUGUAUUGUAAUCGUGCAUUUUUUAUCGACAAGUUUAUGGGAACAUCUUCAGUUUCAAAGUCAA
Messenger RNA from Pyrus x bretschneideri (Chinese white pear), 1048 nucleotides. RefSeq lists its product as uncharacterized. The record is from RefSeq and is a predicted model, not a curated record. Lineage: Eukaryota; Viridiplantae; Streptophyta; Magnoliopsida; Rosales; Rosaceae. The transcript has 10 exons. Gene Ontology annotation, cellular component: nucleolus. Gene Ontology annotation, molecular function: RNA binding. Gene Ontology annotation, biological process: maturation of LSU-rRNA from tricistronic rRNA transcript (SSU-rRNA, 5.8S rRNA, LSU-rRNA). The coding region runs from base 121 to 837 and encodes 238 amino acids.